CCGUCUUCGUCGUCUUGUAGUAGCACUGAGUGCGGGAGUACUGGCCGGCCGGCGGCGAGGCUCCUCCACUUUCUCUGCACCCAUACAUACGUAUAUGCUUGUUCUCCGCCGUCUCCGCCUCCGCCUCCCACUGCCACGCCCUCUUCUCGUCUCCUCCUUCUCCUCCACCUCCCCCUCCUCCUCACCCUCGACCUCUAGCUCCUCCUCCUGUUGGUCGUCGACAGGCGAAAGUAGAAGGGCCAUGGCGUCAUCUCCUUCUCCCGAUUCGGCCGCGGUCGUUGCCGAGGGCUCCGCGGCUCGCCGCUUCUGGAUCGCUGCCUCCACGCGCGAGGCCGCCUUCGCCGCAUACACGCCCUUCCUCCUCUCCCUCGCCGCCGGCAAUCUGCGGCUCAACGUGUUUCGCCACUACAUCGCGCAGGACGCGCACUUCCUUCACGCCUUCGCUCGCGCGUACGAAAUGGCCGAGGACUGCGCUGAUGAUGACGACGACAUGGCCACCAUAGCCGCCCUCAGGAAGGCCAUCCUCCAAGAGCUCAACCUCCACUCCUCCGUUCUGAAGGAGUGGGGAGUUGAUCCUACCAAAGAGAUACCUCCAAGUGCAGCUACAACCAAAUAUACUGAUUUCCUACUUGCAACUGCGGCUGGAAAAGUUGAUGGCACAAAAGGUUCUGACAAAAUGGUUACUCCAUUUGAGAAGACUAAAAUUGCUGCAUACACUGUUGGGGCCAUGACUCCAUGCAUGAGGCUUUAUGCAUAUCUAGGCAAAGAACUCAUGGUUUUCCUUAAACAAGAUGAAAAUCAUCCAUACAAGAAAUGGAUUAACACAUAUGCAUCCAGUGAUUUUGAGGACACCACACUCCAAAUAGAAGAAUUGCUAGACAAACUAAGUGUCUCAUUAACUGGUGAGGAACUUGAGAUUAUUGGCAAGCUCUACCAGCAAGCUAUGAAACUGGAAGUGGAGUUCUUUUCUUCUCAGCUUAUAGACCAACCUGUUGUAGCUCCACUUUCAAGAUACUGUGAUCCAAAAUAUAAACUCUUGAUCUUUUCUGAUUUUGAUUUGACGUGCACUAUUGUUGAUUCAUCUGCCAUUUUGGCGGAGAUUGCAAUUUUGUCAUUCCAAAAGGCAAAUCAAAGUGGGAUUGAUAAUAACCUCGACCGUGCAAAAUCGGGAGACCUGAGAAGUUCGUGGAACAUGCUCUCUAAGCAAUACAUGGAAGAGUAUGAGAAAUGCAUGGAAAGACUACUUCCUCCAGAAGAAUCGAAGUCACUAGAUUAUGAUAAACUGUAUAAAGGCCUGGAGGUGCUAGCUGAGUUUGAGAAGCUUGCAAAUUCUAGGGUUGUCGACUCUGGUGUGCUGAGGGGAAUGAAUUUGGAAGACAUCAGGAAAGCUGGUGAGCGUCUUAUUCUUCAAGGUGGCUGUAAAAAUUUCUUUCAGAAGAUUGUAAAAACAAGGGAGAACCUCAAUUUGGAUGUCCAUAUUCUUUCCUAUUGCUGGUGUGCAGAACUUAUAAGAUCAGCCUUCUCAUCAGCCGGUUGUCUAGAUGGUUUGAACAUACAUUCAAAUGAGUUUGCCUUUGAGGAUUCUGUUUCAACUGGUGAGAUCGACAGAAAGAUGCAGUCUCCGCUAGACAAAGUUGAAAAGUUCAAGAGCAUCAGAAGUGACGUGGACAGUACAGUGCCAUUCCUAUCUGUUUAUAUUGGAGACUCGGUUGGAGAUUUGCUCUGCUUAUUGGAGGCUGAUAUUGGUAUAGUCAUUGGGUCAACCACAAGUUUGCGUAGGGUGGGCAAACAGUUUGGUGUUUCUUUUGUCCCAUUGUUCCCUGGUCUAGUAGAGAAGCAGAGGCAACUGGCGGAGGAAGAUGCAUCCGUAUUCAAGGCACGGUCUGGAGUCCUCUAUACGGUUUCUAGCUGGUCAGAAAUACACGCCUUCGUACUGGGAAGUGAUUUCAGCUGAUGGAUGUGCUGCUUCUUUUCUUCCAUUUUUUUUCCGCUUGAGAAGCAAAAUUGCCGGCCGAUGCUGAUGCACAUGAUACGUGAAUCCUCAAUGUGGUCAUUUUAUGAAAGCCACAUGUCAAUUCUGGCUACCAGUAUGUAUGAAUGAAUACCGAUACCAGUUUGUGGUGUGGAAUGGGUUGAGUUUGUACCCUUGAAUUGUGAUCAAUGUUUCAUUGAUUCGUCUGUCCUUGUUCCAUUCGGGGCUAAUUUCUGGGUGGUUGCUGGCAUUAUACUGCACCAACAACAACAGUAUAAACAUAGUGGUAUAUAUCCCAAGUCCAAGUGUAACGACGACUGCAUAAAUGUAGAGAUGUUUGUUUUUAAUUGGCAAUAAAUGAAAUGUGAUGAG
Zea mays is the source of this 2344-nucleotide messenger RNA. RefSeq names its product thiaminase1. The coding region runs from base 95 to 1954 and encodes 619 amino acids. The record is from RefSeq and is marked validated. Lineage: Eukaryota; Viridiplantae; Streptophyta; Magnoliopsida; Poales; Poaceae. The transcript is spliced from 6 exons. Gene Ontology annotation, cellular component: cytosol.